Messenger RNA from Paramuricea clavata, 637 nucleotides. The record is from the annotation of a GenBank genome assembly. NCBI's taxonomy places the organism in Eukaryota, Metazoa, Cnidaria, Anthozoa, Malacalcyonacea, Plexauridae.
AUGGAACCAGUCAGAGAAGACGUACCUUCUUCCCAAGCGUGUGAGAAUGGGACACCGAAGACGCCAUACACAACAACGAUAUACAAUGAGCACAAUGAAAGAAUUAGAUUGAUUGAAGCCGAACGAGAAAGAAACAAAAGUAUUGUAAAAUGGCUUACCAAGACGUCAUUGCUGGAGUUGUGCGAAGAAAACAGCGUUGGUGAAUUUCACUUGGUUGAAGAAUGUCAGGAAGAGCAUUGCUUAAUUGCAAAACAAGUAUUUCGUUUGAUGACAGAUCUUGUACAGAAAUGCUCAGAAAUUGAUCCGAGAUUCGAGAGUAAACUUUUGUGGACAGGGAGUAGUGUAGAAGGAACGAAAAUGUGGUUACCUGACGAAUUUGACUUUUUAAUGGAGCUUGUGGGAUUGCGAGGAAACUGUGAAUACGAUAAUUCUUUUCUGUUUUUAUCAAAACUUUUUGUUAAAAAAAAAGAAUGUCGGGAAUUGUGGUUAAACCUUUGUCGUCAUAAAGAUUCACCUGCUCUUUCUCCCUUAAAGCUGAAGGAUCACUUCACAAUUUUGGUACGGAAAGCUGCUUCUCUCUUGGAUAAAAGCAAAUACCAGAAUAUUCGAUUUGAGGACGAGCCUUAUAUGAGGAAUG